CUAUACUUGAAACGACUAUUCUGUGUUCAAACGUCUUGGCGGAUAAUUUCAGUAGUCACAUAGAAUAAUGACGAAUGAAAGAUUCUCAAUCCAACCUCAAAAGCCUGUAACAUGCAUAUUGGCCACGAAGCUGGCAAUUUCUGUUACAUCCCCUUCGCCGCGGGGCAAAAACUCGAGCAUAUAUUAGCUGAUAACUCAUCAUUGCAACCACAUGCGCCUUCCUCCCUCCUUGUGGGUGUCGGUGUUGAUCAGGUUCCCGGUAUUCGGUGUACCUGCGUGAUUUGGCUUAAUCAAAUAACCAGGAUGAACGCUACGGUGGAAGCCUUGAGCCUUGGAGCCUUUGCUGAUCUGAGUGGGUAUUGCAUUCGCGCACUGACCCGUGUGGCUCGCUGCACGAAAUACGUAGCGUACACUUGGCUAAACAUCCUCCGCUAGUCUUAAUGGGGGAACGACGUGGUUUCCAAGCAAGUCAAUACUGGGGAGCAGGGAGACUAGAAAAAGCAAAUACGAAAAAGGAGAAAUGCAGGGCCAGAACAAAGAAAAUAAAAAGGAUAAAAAGUAAAGAAAAAAGAGGGAGUAAUGAGAGAAUGAUCCCGUCCUUAAACGGAUCUAGGAGGUUUAACCCGUUUAUUUGUCUGUCAGUUAUUACGUGGGGCUGGAGCUUGCGGGGUUUCUGGGUUUCUGUUUUUCCCCUCUGACUCUGUAACUGUUCCCAGGCAUUGCCACACCGUGGAAGGUCUUCCAUACAUUCUCCGCAUACUAUACUGAAAUUUACGUCCCGUACUCACACA
Molecule: messenger RNA, 791 nt
Organism: Blastomyces dermatitidis ER-3
Lineage: Eukaryota; Fungi; Ascomycota; Eurotiomycetes; Onygenales; Ajellomycetaceae
Exons: 4
Coding region: 112-435 (107 amino acids)
Source: RefSeq, a predicted model, not a curated record